This is a messenger RNA of Hepatospora eriocheir, 1152 nucleotides long. The record is from the annotation of a GenBank genome assembly. NCBI's taxonomy places the organism in Eukaryota, Fungi, Microsporidia, Hepatosporidae.
AUGUACUUCUCAAUAUUAAGUAACGUAUUAGCUCAAGAUGUUUAUCAUGAGUCUAUUAAACAGCAAAAUAAUCAAGAAGAAAUUGUAAUAGAUAUCGGUAAUGAAUACCGUCAGUUUUAUAAUACUGGUUGUGGAUACAGUAAACAUAAAAGAAAUAAUCAUGAUGACUAUUACGAUGGAUUUAAUGAUUUGAGUUUUUACCCAGUAAAUUAUAGCAGAACAGUUUUAACUAAUACGCUUAAUCAAUUAGAUAAAACAAAUGAAAGACUAUUAAAAAAUUUAGAGAACGGCACUUCUAAGAUGCUUGCCAAUUUAAAGAGACAACUUGAAUUUCUUUGCUAUAAUAUAUUCUAUUUACAUGAAGAUUUCAACCUUAAUGUAAUCUUUGAUAGUAUCAGUGAUCAAAUCAAAAAUUUAAAGAAAAUUAACGCUUUAAAAGUUUUUGAUAGAUUUAAAUUCCAACUCCUAUCAAAUUUGAAUAAGGCGAUUUAUAGAUUUUGUUCUGAGAAUAUUAAGUAUAUUGAUAAUCAGAUUAAAAUUGUUGAAAGAAAUGGUCCUAUUAUAAAUACUAAUUCAUUAAAGAGUAUCCUUGAAAUGAGAUUGAUUGAUUUGAACCCAACUGUUAGAAUUUUAAAGGAGUCUAUUAAUCAUAUUUUAGAUCCUAGAAAUAUUCAUGUUUCAGUAGGUAUUGGUCAUUCAUCAAUUAAGAACAUCUUUACUGAAUGUUGUAAAACAAUUAAAAAAACUGUUUUUGAGGUAAUUGAUCAGAAUAUUGAAGAAUUAAAUUCAUCUGUUAGUGAUAAGAUUGCAGAGAAUAUUAACAACUUAGUUAUGAUUGAUAAUGAAUUGAUUGAAAAGUAUUCUAGUGAGUAUUUUAAUAUUAUUGAUGGUAUUAAAUCAAUUGUUGGUGUAAAAUUAACUGAUGAUCCUAUAACUUUACCUGGAACAAUUACCACUACUUCUACAAGUACUACAACUUCUACUACUGCUACAGGCACUACAACUACUACCGCUCCAGCUACUACUACUACUCCAGGUACUACAACUACCACAGAUACUACAACUACUACAGAUACUACAACUACUACAGAUACUACUACUACUACAGAUACUACUACUGCUGCAAAAGCAGAUGAAGAUGUACCUUCUUAA